Molecule: messenger RNA, 1363 nt
Organism: Aspergillus sclerotioniger CBS 115572
Lineage: Eukaryota; Fungi; Ascomycota; Eurotiomycetes; Eurotiales; Aspergillaceae
Exons: 4
Coding region: 1-1320 (439 amino acids)
Source: RefSeq, a predicted model, not a curated record
AUGCAUCCAAAACAUCAGUCAUGGACUGAUACUUUCUUUUCUGGUUGUCAAACCCCCUUCGAUAUUGGUGAAAUAGCCGGUGAUGACUUGCGACUUUUUACGUGCAACAAUAAACCCUGGAGGUUUGGGAAGCUAGUGCGUCAAGAUGCGCCUCUUGGUGGCCCAAUCCUAGUCCUCUGGUUUUUUCCGACUACACAGAAGAAGAAGCACAAGCUCAACUUAGGCGGAUCCCCUCAAAACAGCAUUCUGUCGAGGACCUCAAAAAGGGAGCUUGAUCCUUUUCUCAACGAGACUAGGGCCUUUGAUCAUAUCGAUCGGCUUUGCCCCCCGUCACGCAGGGCAUUUUUCCCUCGCUUUCAUGGCGUCAUCACAAAUAUCAAACGCUCCGAAUUUCCCCCCAUUUAUAAACUACGACGUCGCGCUGUGGUGCUGGAAGCCAUUGUGCCAGACAUAGCUUGCCGACGAUUACUUGCUGCAGAAAGCUAUUCGGUGCUUGUGGAUAAUUUCGCACUCAAGCUAAAGGACUUACCUCUCAGCGUGUUCGAGAUCGAAUGGUACCGGUCUCUAUUUGAAAAUCGUCUGCGCCGUGUGAAUGCAUUACAUGAUAUUGGGAUCGUGCAUGGUGACAUUCGCGAUGACCACUUUAGGAUUCCCGGGGACUCUUACGAUACGGUCCUCUACGACUUCUCCAAUUCAUAUACAUUUUCUCCCAGGUUGCCGUACCGCGUCGCUUCAAGGAAAGCUCUACCAUUAUCAAAGAUAAGACAGUAUGAGGAAGGCUAUGUCUCAGACCAGGUAUACAGGCGUGCCCAGCAAAUGGACCUUCGUGAUCAUCUUGCCAAGUCCCUCCAAACAAACAUCGAUGCAGUUGAGGCCAUUCUCUCUUGUCCUUUGGACGAGGCCAAGGACUUGGAACUAAUAGUUCUAAAAACGACGAAUCGUCCUGACGGCUUUACUGUGCCGUCGUUAACAUCCGUGUUCCCUUUUUUGGAGGCGAUUCGGCCAAAAAGCAAUCCUAGCUGGCACAUUUCUAGAGCUCGACAGUUGAAAUCCUACAAGUCUUUGUGGGCUUUUCAACAUACGCACGAGAACCAAGUGAAUCUCACAAAGCAAACGCUAACAAUAGUGUCCUUGUGGGGGGAGAUGCUAACUGAUCCGGAUAAGUUGCGGACGGAGCAAGGAUGUUUUUUCUUACUCCUGGUGCCUCAUGCCUGGGUUAUAGAUGACGUCGGCAGUAAGCUUUUGGCAGCUUGCAUCCGGGUUAGCGAGGGUGGCAGUCCAGGCGGUAUCAUUAGUAGGUCUGAUUUCGAAGAUAUUUGAGCCGGUUUCUCCUGAGAGCGGACAUGACACGGUCCAUGACAUG